Molecule: messenger RNA, 1632 nt
Organism: Apiotrichum porosum
Lineage: Eukaryota; Fungi; Basidiomycota; Tremellomycetes; Trichosporonales; Trichosporonaceae
Gene: GPI16
Product: Subunit of the glycosylphosphatidylinositol transamidase complex-like protein
Exons: 4
Coding region: 1-1632 (543 amino acids)
Biological process (GO): attachment of GPI anchor to protein
Cellular component (GO): GPI-anchor transamidase complex
Source: RefSeq, a predicted model, not a curated record
AUGAGGCUGUCGCACUUUGUUGCGGUCCUCUCGUCGGCGGUCUUAGCCUCGGCUGGCCCCACCUCUCCGCAGGACGCUUUCCACGAGGUCCUCACCCUCCAGCCCCUUCCUGACGGCAAGUUGUCCGUCCUGUUCGAGUUUACAACACACUUCUCGCUGCACAAGGGUGAUGGACCAUCACAAUCUCACCACUCCCUGACGCCGCCGACACUGCUUCUGCCGCUGGAGAAGAGCAACGUGUCAGAGCUCACCAUCUCGUUCACGUCUGGGCAGUGGAACCAGUUACGACACGGCGAGAGUGGGCCACCCGCGUAUGAGGCUGGCGGCGGUGGCGGAGAGGUGCGUGGAUGGCUGGAAGGUGGGGACACGGAUACCGCCUGGGACGACGUGACGCACGCGUUCGCGGGCCUGUUCUGCGCUACCGUUGGAGCCGAGCAUGUCGGUGAGAGCGUGCGCACAUUUGGCGACUUGUAUCCUCCGGCACGUCAAGGCAACAACCUCUCCCACUAUCUCGUUGCGUCGCCGCACCUCCACCUCUGCACCGAAAACCUCACGCCGUUCCUGUCGCUCCUUCCGUCCAAGGGCCUGUCUGGUCUGAGUGCGCUGCUCGCACACCCAGGCAACGUACUCGGCUGGGGCUUCAAGACGGAGGGUAUCGAUGUGGUUAUGCCCUCUAAGACGCAGCAGGGAACGUGGACAGGAUGGUGGGGUGGUGUUGUCGACCUCGUUCCCGAGCGUGGCGGCACAAGAGGGUUCACUCUCAAGACGAUCUUUGGAACCAACCUGCCGCGUCCCUUCCCCAAGGCAGCGAGCUCGACUCUCCGCCUAAUUGCUCCCGAAGGAGGCCUCGCAGUUGACCCAGCACCGCAAAAGGUCAACAAGCGUUGGGUGGACGGCAGGCGUCGCGAAGUCGCUGAAUGGGAUCUCUUUACCGAGGAUCUCCAGGACAAGGACUUCGGGUUCUGGUGGCACGAAGAGGGCCCUUUCAAGCACCCACUCCACUUUGAGCCCCCUGCGGUGACCAUUUCCCGCGUUGCAGCCGACCGUCACGCGUCGGACGCCACGUUCGUGGUGAACAUUGCCAACAAUGCCGACGUGGACCGCGAGGCAGUCUACAGCGAGGUGUGGCCCUGGUGGGUCAAGGGGUGGCUGAGCGAAAUGUCCGUCAAGGUCAACGGUGCGGCUGCGCCAGACCUUAUCCACUCGAUCGACUACCACCCAUCUACCCCACCUACCCCUUCCACCACCGACCUCCACCUGCGGCUCACCCUGCCUGCGCGCAGCACAGUGCAGCUCUCCAUCCCCUUCACCAAGCUUACACUCAAGUAUGACGACCACGUGCCCGACGCCGAACGCGGCCGCGAGAUCCCGGCGUCGGUUCUGACGCUGCUGGACGUCAAGGGCGAGGAGGAGCGAUAUGCCGACAAGGCGCUCGAGACGGGCACAGUGGACGUGCAGCGUACGUCGCGUCGCCGGGUGUACGGUCCCAAGCUGUUGCUGGACGUGCCGACACCCGACUUUUCCAUGCCGUACAACGUCAUUAUUAUGAGUUCGACUGUGAUGGCCGUGUUCUUUGGCUCGAUCCAGGGCCGCAUCAUCCGCCGCUGGGGCUGGGUGGAGGCGAGCAAGUAG